This is a messenger RNA of Caenorhabditis auriculariae, 2498 nucleotides long. The record is from the annotation of a GenBank genome assembly. NCBI's taxonomy places the organism in Eukaryota, Metazoa, Nematoda, Chromadorea, Rhabditida, Rhabditidae.
AUGUACGAUAUAGGUAUGAAGCGUGAACAUGAAGGCGAUGGCGAUGAUCGCCAGGGACACCGCAAUAAGCGUUCCAAAGGCGAUGGGUUCGUUAAAACCUUGUUUAAUUUUUGUCAUUAAUUUUUUCGUGUUUCAGCUUUUCCGAAGCUUUGGCUAACGGAAAAUUUGAACUGCGGCUGUUAGUGAGCAGCAAAACGGCUGGUGGGAUAAUUGGAAAAGGUGGAGAAAACAUCCGUCGCCUUCGCACUACGGUUUGUUGGUUUUAUUUUUUCUUCAUUUUCUUCAAUUGAUUAUAGAAACUUGUAUAUUUGUUUCAACAUUGGUUUUUUCAUUAUGAAGUUACCGACCUCAAUUUUUUUUUAAGACGAUUCUUAUGCGUCCCCAUAAUUGUUCAGCCCAUACUUUUUAUUUUCCAAACGGCUCCAACCCAUAUAAAUUUUGCGAACAAAUAUGAAAAUAUCCACCGAUAUUGUAGACCCUCGAUUUUUUCAGUUCGAUGCACAGAUCCAGGUCCCCGAUUCCAACUCCCCCGAACGGUAAAUGACCCUUUCCUUCAUUCAUUUCUCAAUUCUUGAUCACUUUCAAAGCGAUUGUAGGUUCACCGUUACGCAGUUGAUGUAUUUUUGCGAUUGAUGUAGAAUAAAGAGAUUAUUAUCGGUCCGAAAAAAAAAAAUUAAUUUUCAACGUUUCAGUGUCGUUACGAUUGUCGCAGCGCCGUCAACUGUGAUGAACAUCAUGGAAGAAAUCAUUCCUCGCAUGGAUGAGGUUUUUAUUAUUUUUCUCUCGGAUUGUAGUUUUUACUUUUUAAGCCUUUUUCACCUUGUUUAUUCAGGCUCCAACUGAUAAAGAUCCUUGCGAGCUGAGACUUCUUGUGCACCAAUCUCACGCCGGUGCUCUCAUUGGCCGCAGUGGUGCCAAGAUCAAGGAACUCAGAGAAAAAUGGAACGUUAGGCUGAAGGUAGCGUUGUUUUAAGACAUUUGAAAAUUCUGUGUUUCAGAUUUUCGGCGUUUGCUGCCCAAAUUCAACCGAUCGUGUCUUGGUGACGUCUGGCGAAGUGGCCGAUUGUCUGAAUAUUGUACAGAGUGUGAUUAGCGAGCUCAAAGAGCUGCCCAUCAAGGUGAAGAAGAUGAAAAAAGGGAAUUUCGGACAGUCGGUAGCUGGUGUAACAGAUUUAUGCACUUAAGUGUUUUUCUUUACAUCCCGUUCAUGUUUCUCUUAUUUGAAAACGUGAUGGUAAGAAUGAAUUUUUAUUGACUAAAAUUAAAACCUGGAACUAUUUUAGCUGAAAAUUUAUGGUGUCCAUAAGGGUUUGUGUUUAGGACCCAAAAGCAUAUUGACUUUAUAUAGUUGUUAAGGUUCUAUUCUAACCCUUAUGAUGAUUCUCCUUUAAACAAAUAAAUAAUAAUUUUUGAGUGGACUCUGCGAUCCGUAAUAGUGACGAUUCUCAGGGAAAUUGCAAUCAAUAUUCACCGUUCAACCAUGAUCCAAGCACGGUCGCCGAAUACGGAGGCUUCAGCGGUACAGGCUCGAUCAGUCGUGGCGGCGACAGCGGUGGCAGCAAUCCUAUUCGUUCGAUUUCGACGCGCGGCGGACGUUCUGGCGGUGGUUCUUGGAACGGAAGUGGAGGAAGCUCCAACUCUCGUCCUAUGCGGUCGCCUCCCGGUCGCAACGACUUCCCUCCGCCUCAAUACCAAUUCGCGACCCAGGGCAACUACGCUCCAGCUCCGCAGUACUCUCCGGAACUGCCUCAGAGCGGCUAUGCUGGCUUCGGAGGCUUUACGCCGGCGCCCAUCACUCAGGCGCAGGUUAAUUUGAAAAAUGGAGAAUAUGAAAAAUCAUUCUGGAAGUUUUUGUUUGAAAUUUCCUGCUGCGGCGCAAAUAUAGUGAAUAAGAAAAAGGAACCAUUUCGGUAAUGACUCAUUUUGGUAUAAUGGCGGGAGAAACGAAGUUUGAGCUAUAUGAUAUUUGUUUUUUUGAGUUUUCAUUUCUCAUCAUUUUUUUCAUUUUCUAAUAUUUCUGUUUGAUAUUGCGUAAGAAUUCAAGAAAUUUCUUAGUUUACUAUUUAAAGUUUUUGGUUUAGCUUUCCAAUUGCUCAAACGAAGAUAUCUGAACAAGUUGUUCAUUUAAAUAAAAAAAUAAUGUUUUUUUUAAGACUAUGUGGGCCUUCAGAGAUUUUAGCAAAGAACUUCAAAAUUGCAAUCGAAUAAUACAUUUUUCCAGGUGACGAUCCCAUCUGACUUGGGCGGAACUAUCAUCGGCCGUGGCGGGGAACGAAUCGCGGGAAUCCGCGAAAAGUCGGGCGCACAAAUUACGUUGGAUCCGGCAAAUGGCCACUCCGAACGAAUCAUCACAAUAACUGGCACUCAGUCGCAGAUCCACGCGGCUCAAUAUUUGCUUCAGCAAUGGUUUUCCACUUUUUUAUCAUUAAUCUUUUGAUGUGAUCAUUUUUAGCGUUCGAAAUUCACAAGCUGGUCGCCAACGUUAUGGGCCUCGCUAG